AUACUACACGUUUUGCUUGCCCACUCAAUAGUAUACAUUAUCUUUUACCAAGUCACCUAAUUACUUGGUAUAUGGUUAUGCUUACGAGCAACGUUUUAAUUCAAUGCAUUUGUAUAUAUGAGUGGGCUGCAGUACGUGUAUAUAUAUAGAUGGGGAUGGGGCACACGAGAACGGCUUCUUUGAAAUAAACACUUAUAAUCAUACAUAAUGGGAAUAAACAUUUUUUUUUCCCUUGAGCAUCCAUAAGUGGUUUCUGAGACCUUGCUAAUCCACGUGCGGUGCUAGCAAGAAGCGACUGUUUAUUCUGGAGAAGUAUUAGCUAUGAGAUCUAUCGCAUCGGAUAACUUAUCCGGGAUGGCGAAAUACUCUUAAACCCAAUGCAUUGCACGUCUCAGUCAAUAAUCGAUAAGUGUUUUGUUCUCUUUUUAAUUUCAUGAAGAGUCAUAUUUAAUUGUGUUUAUAUUUGUGUUUGAUUUUAUUAUUUAUAAUGAUUCUGUCUAAUUUUUCCCACAAUGUCAUGCAAAUCCAUUUGUCUUCAUGCAAAGAGUAUCUUACUAUAUCGUUAUUGAUUAGAUUGUUAAUCUUACUAACAGAAAGUUGACUUCAAUAGUAUGCAACGAAAUUAAUCAUGUAAUCAUAAAUAAUUAUAUAUCUCUCCCAGCUGGUAUAACAUUUUUUUUAAUACCAUUAGAUCACAAGGUUCCAUUUCAUAAAGUAUUAAAUAAAAUCCUAAUCUAGUUAAAAUUAUUGAAUGAAUACUGGUAUCGUGCUAUAAAUAAUAGCUGGUUAUUAACACAAUUUUCAAGAUAACGAAAAUUGCAACUAGUGUUGUGUUCUCCUUCAAUGGCUUCAACAGAUCUCAAACAUAUGAAAGAAGACCAAUCAAGGGAUGGACAAGAAAAAAUUAGCGAAGAAAACAAGGUAAUCCAUGAUUAUAAUAACCUAAUCUUGUCUCUUCCUAGAGAAGAUGAUGGGUCUGUAAGUCAAUAUUUGUAUUUUUAUCAUGAAUUUUGGUGUCCAUCUACAUUUAUCCAAUCUACGAUCUCUUUUCAAAAUAAUUUUCAUGCUAAAGACAGUGAUAUUAUUGCUGCAUCCAUGCCAAAAUCUGGCAGCACUUGGCUUAAAGGUCUUGCAUAUGCUAUUGUUAAUCGCCAAUAUUUUACUUCCUUAGAGAAUAAGCAUCCAUUACUAUUAUCUAAUCCACAUGAACUAGUGCCUCAGUUUGAAGCAAGCCUUUAUGGUGGCAAAGAUCCUGUUUUGACUCAAGUUGAUGUACCAAAUAUGACUGAACCAAGGCUUUUUGGAACUCACAUGCCAUUUCCUUCGUUGCCCAAGUCAGUUAAAGAGUCCAAUUGUAAAAUAAUUUAUAUAUGUAGAAACCCAUUUGAUAUAUUUGUAUCAUAUUGGACUUUCUUCAACAAAAUCAGAUUAAAGAAAUCUUUAACUGAAUUAACUUUAGAGGAAGCUUUUGAAAGGUAUUGUAAGGGAAUAUGUAUAUUUGGUCCGUUUUGGGAGAAUAUGUUGGGUUACUUCAAGGAAAGCAUAGAAAGACCAUAUAGGGUUUUAUUCUUGAAAUAUGAAGACCUUAAAGAAGAUGUUAAUUUUAACAUCAAAAGAAUUGCAGAAUUUGUUGGAAUUCCUUUCACUCAAGAAGAGGAAAAUAAUGGAGUGAUUGAAAAUAUAAUCAAGUUAUGCAGCUUUGAGAGUAUGAAAGAAUCAAAUGGAAAUAAUUCUGGAACUGUAACAGUAAAUGUUGACAGAGAGUUUUUCUUUCGAAAGGGAGAAAUAGGGGAUUGGGUAAAUUACUUUUCUCCUUCAAUGAUAGAAAGAUUAUCCAAAAUCAUGCAAGAAAAAUUCAGUGGAUCAAGCCUAUCAUUUAAGGGGUGCCCUUAACUCUGCUAAGUUUGUGAUUACAUACUUUGAUGGUGUUUUAAUGUAUAAUAAUACGUGGUUGGUGUUUCUGUUUUUUUCUUUUUUAUAAUUUGCAAAAUAAAGACAUGUUACAUGUCUCAUCAAUUAUGUUGUAACCUGUUCUCGUAAGCAUAGUUUAAAGUGUAGGAAUAUGCCUAAUAUAUACAAGGUCCGACAUUUAAACCUCAACUACCAUCAAAAAAUUAUGAAGGAUCAGUGUGUAUGUUUUUUCCUAUUGAAUUUAUUUACUUCUUUGCAAAAUUAUGCGA
This is a messenger RNA of Medicago truncatula (barrel medic), 2180 nucleotides long. RefSeq names its product cytosolic sulfotransferase 14. The transcript has a single exon. The record is from RefSeq and is a predicted model, not a curated record. NCBI's taxonomy places the organism in Eukaryota, Viridiplantae, Streptophyta, Magnoliopsida, Fabales, Fabaceae. The coding region runs from base 844 to 1893 and encodes 349 amino acids. Gene Ontology annotation, molecular function: sulfotransferase activity.